AUGGAUAUGCUUUUGGAUAUUAUUAUAAUACGACACCGUACAAUUAUAACUACAAUCGCAAUCGGUACUAUGGUCCCAGCAGUAAUCAAAAUGGCAUUUAUGAUAACAAUCGUUAUGGAAAUUAUCAAAAUUUGCGAUUAUAAUCAACGACGAAUAAAUUCGUGCGCUUAUAUGUUGACGAAAUUAGACGCAUUCCAACAAACAACCGGAUUGGUUGAAAAACUUACGAUGUGGAAUAUUUUUAAGAAAUCUCGAGAUGAACUGCUAAGUAUUUGCGAUGCUUAUAAUCAGUACAUUGAAUGUAUUGGUGGUAAUUCCAUAAAGCAAUUGUGCUACUCCCGAGAACCAUUUCGCAGUCGCUAUGCUACAACUGACAAUGCAUUGAGUUAUGCAUGCGGUGAAGGAUAUCCGUUUCUGUAUACGAGCUGGUAUUGUAUUCAAGAGGUGGCAACAGGUACAACAUACAUGAAAUGCAUCAAUAUCGUUAGAGCUGAACAGAAAAUGGAUUAUUAUCAGCUGUUGCCAAACUUAUUAAGUGCUUGCAGCAAUUUGCAAGCAUACGUUCAUUGCAUCCGACCAGCAGUUGAAAAUCGUUGUGGUCGACAUGCAUACUUCGCUGUUCUUAUGACAAUACGCCGUUCGGGUGAAAUGGUGUUUCCGUAUUGUACAUUGGCUGCUACGUGUUUACGAAAAGAUGGUCAAAUUGUUGGAAGUUUGAAGAAAUUAUUUUUAAUGGUUGGAUGUAGACAUGGAAACGGCAGUGCUGAAUGCAUCACUGAUUUGGUUACGAAAGAAAGCAGUGCUGAAGGUGUGGAAAGUGAUAAAUGGGCAGAAAAGUUCUGCCAAAAAUUUAUUAAUAAUUUGACCAUGCGCUCAUUUAUUGCAUCGCUUGUGUUGUCUAUUCUUCUGCUGAAUUUUGAUGCCUUUUGUAAUUCGAGUGGUCAAUUGAGUCAGCGGGAAUCAGCUCCACCGAGACCAUUUUUCCCACUCAGUUCGAAGAAAUACCUUGUUGACCAUUAUACUGGUAAUGAUGCAGAACCAGAGAAUCUCUUAUAUAACUCUGAAAUUGUUGUUGUCAUGUAUUAUGCACCAUGGAGCAGGCGAUGCACCAGAACACGUAUAAUCUUCGAAAACGUUGCUAGAAGCUUAAGUGCAUCUUCUGAUAUAUCAUUCGCAGCAGUCAACUGUUUUUUUCCGCAUGGAGAAUGCAGAAAAUCUCAUAAAACUUACACAUAUCCUGUCAUCGUUGCUUAUAUCGGAAAGCAAAGUUUAAUGUAUACUGGUUUAUUAGCAUCAGAUUACAUAUAUAGUUUGGGCAAAUACUCAUAUGUUUGUCAAUUUAGAUGGAUAUCACGUUUGCGAAACCCUGUUCAUCGGCUUAUAACUCCAUUCGCUCUGCAAAGCUUUAUCGAUGAAUUUGAUGAUGCAGUGAUUGCAUUUUUCCAUGCGGAGGUGGCAUUUGCUAUAUCAUAUGAAUUUCAACAAUACAUCGAAGCAGCAUUAAUUGUUUUCCAACGUCAAGAUUUACUUGAUAAAGUUGGGUUUGCUGUUGUGACAAAUUCGAGCUUAGCAAUGAGCAUAAAUUCGUCACCAAAAACAUGGAUUCAGCUGAAAUCCUGGAACCGCACUUACGAUUAUAAUGAAUCAAAUAUGACUGCUCAUAAAAUUUUCGAAUGGGUUAAAAACCAAGCAUUCGAAUCAAGUGGCCUUCAGUGGAUUAGUCCAGAAAUGAAUGGUAUUGCAAAAAGUGAGGAGUUACUAUCAAUUUUACAGCAUGGUGCAACAGUUGUGGUAUUUUUGGAUCGUCAGGUGCUUUAUCUCCACAGCUGGACAGUUUCAGUGGUGAAACAGACCAUCAUGGAAUAUUACUCAUGUGGUGCAGACUUAACCAAUCAAAUGAAAUCUAGAUCGAACAAACUUAUUGCACUGGUUAAUGAAAGAAGUCAAAUAAUUACAAUGAGCAGUCACAAAUGCCAGAAAAUCAAUGCCCAUACUGCGGAGAUCCGUAAGUGCUGCAUGACAGAGAAAAGUUUGAUGUCUCGUUGUUUCCAGUGUCGAUCCAAACGAGCAAUGAAUUUUUCGAAAAGUGGAAGUUGCAGCCAAUUUCUAUUGUUCUUUUAUAAUGCUUACUCGUCACUGUUUCAUAAUGUUCCUUGUUUAUCCGUCCUUUCGACUUUAAGUGAAGAGCAACUGAUGAAUGUUUGCUGUGCACUGUUAAUUUCAAAAAGUCAAAAUUUUGAUAUAUCACAGAACACACUUGAACAGUGUGCCAAAUAUAGGCUUGCUCGAAAUCUUUAUCGUCACAUUUCUGGUCCAGCCCCAUCUACUUAUUACCCGUUUGAUGCAACAUCGGUCGCGGGCCUUUCAUGUGACAAAAAUAAUUCGCUACGAUUUAUCGGUGUUGAUGGUCGAUAUGGUGAUUAUAUACUAAAGCGAUUGAGGAGACCAUACAAUGGACGAACUGUCGCAUUGAUUGUGGAUCCGAGUACUGAAAGAACUUUUUUUAUGCAAGCCGAGUUUUCCAGGCAUACAUUCCGCGACUUCUUACGCGCAUUUCAUAAUGGUUCAUUGAUGCCGCACGUAAUUUCCCAGGCUUUACGGAAAAAACCGGAAAAUUUGACAUAUAAUUUGUCUGUUUUACCGAGUACCAAUGCAAAAUCAUUUAGAACAGAUGUUAACUCGUCUGAAGAUAUCGUGGUAUUUUUCUCUGGAGGAAAUUGGCAUGGACCAAGUACUUCCGUAAUUCAUGUUUACCAUUCAGUGGCCCACUACUUUUAUCCGUUUCAUAGAUCAAUCAAAUUUUAUAUAAUUGAUGUUUCGUUAAACGAUCUGCCGUGGCAGUUUCAAAUGGAUACAUUGCCCACAGUGUUGUUUUUUCCUGCAGGAAGGAAAUCAUCUUCGUCACGAUUUCCGGCUUUAGUUCCACUUACGGUGCCAAAUUUGAUAGCAUUCAUCGUGACGAGAUGUCAGAAAGAGUUGCGAUGGCAGUUAGCUCUUUCUUCUUGUUCACUGUUAUGUAUUAAAAGGAACAGCCUACGUUUGCAAAAGAUUGCUGUCAUGGCGCUUUGA
Messenger RNA from Acanthocheilonema viteae, 3069 nucleotides. NCBI's taxonomy places the organism in Eukaryota, Metazoa, Nematoda, Chromadorea, Rhabditida, Onchocercidae. The record is from the annotation of a GenBank genome assembly.